Molecule: messenger RNA, 10309 nt
Organism: Ficedula albicollis (Collared flycatcher)
Lineage: Eukaryota; Metazoa; Chordata; Aves; Passeriformes; Muscicapidae
Gene: TRANK1
Product: tetratricopeptide repeat and ankyrin repeat containing 1
Exons: 25
Coding region: 189-9101 (2970 amino acids)
Molecular function (GO): hydrolase activity; ATP binding; protein binding
Source: RefSeq, a predicted model, not a curated record
GGGACAGCGCGGCGCCUCAGGACGCGGGGGUGCUCCUUGCGCGGACGAACGCUGGUUUUCCAAGUACCCUGAAGGCACGUCUACGUCAUUUUAAAAAAUGGCACUCUAUACACUUCCCGCUACGGAGGGAGCCCAGAGCCAUCCCAGAGCCACUUCCUGAACGUUCCGGCACGGAGACGGACGCACGCAUGGAUCCCCUUGCAUAUGCACAGUUGAAGAGGCAAGCUGGGAACCAGGAUUUUAAAAAUGGAAAUUACUCUUUGGCCAUCAAAAACUAUGAUGAAGCUCUACAAACGCUUGGUUAUUUAAUGCAAUGGGUCCCGUGUUCCCGGGACAUAGCUGUGUUGUUGUGCAACAAAUCAACUGCCUUGUACUGCCUGGGCAAAUGGAAGGAUUCAAUGGUUUUAGCCCACCAAAGCUUGCAGUGGGAUCCGGAGUAUGUUAAGGCUUAUUAUAGAGCUGGCCACUCAUUCAUCAUGUUAUCAAAGUCUUAUGAGGCAGUUUCUAUGUUCCAUAGAGGUCUGGUUCUGCUUAAUUCUUCUGCACAUCGAUCUCAAAUUGCUGAGUUUAUUGCAGGAAUUUUCAUAAGUGUUAAUGAUGAACGAUUCUUGCCAGCAAAUUUCCAACCUGUGUAUGAUUAUAUUUUCAGUGCACAUUUUGAUGCACUGAUUUGGCAAGCAGUGAUAGAAAGGCUGGCCCAGAAAGGGAAGUGGCGGUCUUGUCUGUUGUUGUUGUCUGAGAAGCAAGAGUUGCCCCGUGAUCUCAGAGUUGACCAGGUAUCUCUGAAGAAUCUCUUUGAGACUUCUGAGUUGUAUGGUCAUGGUGAGAAGCUGCAGGAAGUAGCAGAGUUAGUGAAGUGGCUGAUGUCCAUUGGAGCGAAGGCUGAGUCCAUCGGACUGUAUCCGCUGCAUUCUGUUAUCAGGCUGUGUAUCAAAGCAACAAAGAACCAUCUCUUCAGAUGGUUACUGACUUGGAGGCCAGAACUGAAGAAUAGGAUCAACCAGAAAGACAGAGAUGGACAGACCCUGCUGCAUAUUGUGGCCUCUUCCAGUGAAUAUGCCCAGAAACGCAGACAAACAGAAGAUGUGAUCAUGCUCCUGAAUUUUGGUGUUGAUCCCACUGUUCCAGAUGCACGGUCAAGAUAUGUCAUAGAUAUCUUGAAAAAGAACAAGAACUUUGAUGCUGUAAAAGAAGUCAGCAAGCACAUUGAGAAACACACUUCCUCUGGGAAACAGACAGGAGAGAAUGAAAGUGCCACAGCUGAUACAGAUUCUUUCCAGGAUGUUCUGGAACAGUUUGUCCAGUUCUACAGGUGUGAAAAUGGAGCACAUAAUAAAAAUGUAUUGAAGGAAGAUGCAGUUAAGCGGUUUCUGAAAUGGCUGUCUUGUGUGAAAGAAAUCCCUGAAGAAAUCUCAUGCAACAUCUCCAAUGCCUGUGCUAACAGCUUCAUAAAACAGUUGCUGGGGAAGCAAAUGUGGCACAAAGUUUUGCUGCUACUAACAGGGAAAGCCAGUGGGGAAAAUCCAUCAUGUGGAGGACUCUUCAAAACCUGCAGUCUUUCAGAUGUUGACAUUGGCAACAUUAUCCAACAGUGUGAAAGACUGGAUGCUCAAGUGCCCCUCAUAAGAUGCUUGCUUGAACAAGGAGCUCUGCCUGAUGGUAUUGGAACCAGCUCUGAAAUACCACUGAAAAUAUGCCUCAGAAAGAACUAUUUUGAACUGGCAUAUCUGCUGCUGACCAAAGGCGCAGACCCUCAAAACCUCUCUGUUGCACAAGGAGAUACUCCUUUGCAUGCUGCUGUUUUCAUCUGUUUAAAUAUUAAAGAUGGCACUGGUUUAAACAUCCUGAGCUAUCUACUUGACCUCUUUGCUUCAAGACCAUCUGACUUUCCAUAUCUUAAUCCAAACACACAAGAUGACAAUGGAAAUACAGUGAUGCAUAUUGUUUUCCAGAGAGGAUUUUCAAAGCAGACUAAGAGAAUAACAGAGUUAUUGGCAAAAUUUGACAUUAACUUUAACAUAAAAAACAAAUCAGGAAAAGAUGUGAUGCAUAGAAUUAAAAAGAGAGAUCUACUGCUAGAAGCCUGGAAUAAUGCUGCACAGGAGAAGAAAAGGCACCGCCAAGAUAGAGCAGGGCAGUUGGUUAAAACAUCUAAACCCAUUUCAGCCUCUGAGAUGUCACAGUCAAAGAGCAUGGGGCGUUCUUCAUCUGGGUUCUCAUUAAAGGCACCAUCUGGCAACACAGUGCAUAAUGAUUUAAAAACCCUGUGUUCUGCAAAACAAAAAAGGAGUCAGUUGGCAAAACAGGAAACAGAAGGAAUAAACAGCCCCUUAACACUGCAGGAAAGUCUAGUGCAGGCAAUCACAUCUUUAAUUCAGCAAUUGAAAGUGAGUGACACCCUCAAAAAGGAUCAUCCUCUUGUGCAAAAACCAUCUUCAGCCCAGACUAAUUCAGAAGAGGGAAGGAGUUCUUUGCAGCCUUGUGGAAGCAUAGCUCAUCCUGAAAGAAAAGGGGAUGACUGGGAGAAAAAGAAGGGAACAGGGGAAUUAAGUAUGGCCCUGCCUAAUGGAGAGAAGGAAGAACUAGAGGAAGAAAAGGGGAAGAGUCUGGAUCUUGAGGCAUAUGUGCAGGAGUUUGAUAACAUGACUUGGGAAAUAGAGUGCACUCCUGAAAUGCUAAAGACUUUGAGUAGUAAAGCUGUGCCUCAUUAUCUGAAAGCUAAAACCAUUAUGACAAUUAAGCAGCUUGGCAAUGGGGAAUGGUCUAGGGGCCUCCAGAAACCACUGAAACACUUGAAAGCAGAUAUCCAGCUGUAUGAAGCCAAACUGGGCAAAGGUGCAAGAAUGCUAUGGGAACUUGCCAUUGACUUUUCUCCUCGUUGCAGUGAGAGUCCAGAAAAGAUCAUGGAGACAGAACAGACAAAAAGUUGUCUAGAAAAAUCAGGUCGAGUUUACACAGAAAUAAUUAGAAUUUGGGCCAUUGUUCUUGAUCACUGCAAGCUGAACCGUGCCUUAGAAAAUAUAUGCAUUUCCUAUAAUCGUGGCUUAUCCUGCAGUUUGAGGAAAAAGCUCAAGGGUAUAAACAAAGGAUAUCAGAACCACAGUGUGACAACACAGAAGCGUGUUCCACGUUGUUAUGUUGAAGACGUGGAGGCAGAAAAAUCAAAAGAACAUAGCAUGCCUGAGUAUUUCCCUCCAGCUAGUGCAGCAGAACUGGAAUACAAUAUAAUGAAGUUUCACAGCUUCAGUACUAACAUGGCACUUAACAUUAUAAAUGAUGUGCAGUCUUCUGUUGAUUACCCUUUCCGAGUUGGGGAGUUGGAGUACGCAGUGAUUGAUCUCAAUCCAAAGCCUAUGGAGCCAAUCAUUUUAAUUGGACGAAGUGGGACAGGGAAAACCACUUGCUGCUUAUAUAGGCUUUGGAAGAAAUUCUAUUCAUACUGGGAAAAAUCAGCCUUAGCAGAUGGACCUCUGUUGGAGAGGCAGACAUGGCAGCAGAGACAGUGCAGUGAGGUUGAAAAAGCUAGUUCAGGGAAGGAAGAGAGUGAAGUAAAACACGAGAGUGAUGAUUCGAGUGAGGAGCGGGUGAGUGAUGAGCAAAACCAGGACAGCAUGGAUGAAAAGGUUCAUGCGGGCACAGCUGGGGCAGAAAUGAAUUCAUGUGGUGACCAUGGAGAAGACCAAACAUGUAGUGCAGAAGCAUCAAACAGGCUGGAGCACCUGCACCAGAUCUUCGUAACAAAAAAUCAUGUCUUGUGCCGAGAAGUUCAGAAGAAUUUCAUUGAACUUAGCAAGUCUUCCAAGGUGACCAGUCACUUCAGGCCUCUGGACCCAAAUAUUCACAGGCUACAAGAUAUUAAAGAUGAAAAUUUUCCACUAUUUGUCACCUCCAAGCAGUUGUUGCUGUUACUAGAUGCAUCCAUGCCUGACCCAUUUUUUCCAAGAAAUGAAGAUGGAAGUCUUAAAAGAGUAAUUGUUGGUUGGAGUCCUCAGGAAGACUUGGUUAUACCAAAUUGGCAGGAUGAGGAUGAAGAGGGUAAUCUUGAAGCAGAACAUGGUGAUGAUGGAGGAGCUGCAGAUGCGUGCUGUAAGGAAAGUGGUCCUUGGACUUUUGUGACUUACAAUGUAUUUGCAAAUGAAAUAUGGCCAAAAAUGAUAAAAGGUAAAAGCUUGUACAAUCCAGCACUGGUUUGGAAAGAAAUAAAAUCAUUUCUGAAAGGCUCUUUUGAGGCACUGAGUUGCUUUGGGGGCAAGCUUACUGAGGAGCAGUACAAAAUGCUAGGCCGAAAGAGAUCACCAAAUUUCACGGAAGACAGGAGUGAGAUCUAUCACCUCUUCUGUCUUUAUCAGCAGAUACGAUCACAGAGAGGUUACUUUGAUGAAGAAGAUUUACUGUAUAAUUUAUCUCAAAGACUUUCAAAGCUCAGAGAGCUGCCAUGGUCUAUCCAUGAGUUUUAUGGUGAUGAGAUACAGGAUUUCACGCAAGCCGAGCUAGCCUUGUUAAUGAAAUGCGUCAAUGACCCUAAUGCCAUGUUUCUAACUGGUGACACUGCCCAGAGCAUAAUGAAAGGAGUUGCUUUUCGUUUUAGUGACCUGAGAUCACUGUUUCAUUAUGCAAGCAAGAGCUCUGUGAGCAGGAAGCAGCGUGUUAGGAAACCCAAAAGGAUAUAUCAGUUGUACCAGAACUACAGGUCCCAUUCAGGUAUUCUCCGUUUAGCAUCUGGAGUGGUUGAUUUGCUUCAGCAUUAUUUUCCAGAAUCUUUUGAUCGCCUUCCUCAGGACUGUGGUCUCUUUGAUGGGCCAAAACCUACUGUCUUGGACUCCUGCAGUGUUAGUGAUCUAGCAAUUCUGCUGAGAGGCAACAAAAGGAAAACACAGCCCAUAGAAUUUGGAGCACAUCAGGUGGUAUUAGUGACAAAUGAAACUGCAAAGGAGAAGAUACCUGAGGAACUUAGUUUGGCGCUUGUACUGACAAUUUAUGAAGCAAAGGGCUUGGAAUUUGAUGAUGUCCUCCUAUACAACUUCUUCACAGAUUCAGAGGCUAGCAAAGAAUGGAAGAUAAUUUCUUCUUAUAGUCCUGAUCCGGAUGUGCAAGUGGGAAGCAACUUGCUAAUUGAAGUGCCAUUAGAGAAUGCCACUGAUAUACAAGAAAGGACUCAGUUUAAUGUAGAAAUGUACAAGUUGCUGAAUGAAGAACUCAAGCAAUUGUAUACUGCAAUUACAAGAGCCAGAGUCAAUCUUUGGAUCUUUGAUGAAGACUGUGAUAAACGGGCUCCAGCUUUUAAGUAUUUCAUCAAAAGAAAAUUUGUUAAGGUUGUCAAAACAGACAAAAAGAAAGACUUAGAUGACAGCAUGUUUGCUAAAACCUCUACUCCAGAAGAAUGGAUUGCACAGGGAGACUAUUAUGCCAAACACCAGUUCUGGGAGGUGGCUGCCAAAUGUUACCAAAAGGGAGGAGCAGCUGAGAAGUCAAAACUGGCCCUGACACACGAUGCUGUUCUCAAAGUGCACGCAAAGAAAAGCAGCCCAAGGGAAAAACAGAUGGAAUAUAUGACAUUGGCUAAAACUUACUUGGAAUGUGGAGAACCAAAACUAUCACUAAAAUGUCUGAUUCAAUCAAAGGAGUUCCGUCUUGCUGCAGAAUUGUGUAAAAAAUUAGGAAAGAUGAAAGAUGCUGCAGUAUACUAUCAGAAAAGCCAAUGCUACAAAGAAGCAUCUGAAUGUUACGAACUAAUUGAGGAGUUUGAUCUGGCCAUUAAAAUGUAUUGUCAAGAAGAACUCUACGAAGAAGCAGCCAAGGCGGUUGAAAGAUAUGAAGAUACAUUGAAUGCAAAAGGACAAAUGGCUUCCAAACUCUCCUGUACAGCAAAUCAGUUGUAUUUGGAAGCAGCUGCAAAGUACCUGAGUAUGAACAGGACUGAAGAAAUGAUGCAAGUCCUCUCAAAACUUGAUAUAGAGGAUCAGCUUGAGUUUCUGAAGUCUCGUGGAUGUUUGCACCAAACAGCAGACUUACUGAAAAGGAAGGAUCGUCAGGAGGAGGCUGCAAAGUUAAUGAAACAACAUGGGUUUGCUCUGGAAGCAGCCAACCUCACAGCUGUAAAAGAGUUUCGCGCAUCGUGUUUGCUUGCUGAAGCACGUGCCAGGCUGAGUCGUGGUUCAGAAUUACAUCUGGGGAACAUGGAGAGCAUCCUAAGAGAAGCCCUUGAACUUUGUGAACAAACUGGGCAGAAGUCUGGCAUUGCUGAGGCUGUGCUUUUGCAGGGAGCUCUGAAAGGAGACUUCAUGAAGCUGAGCAAUGCAUACCAUCAGUUCCUAUCUCUGAAUCAUUCUGCUGGUGCAGUUGAAGCUCUCUUUGCAUUAUGUCGCUGCAGCAGUCCUAGCCAGAGCAUCCUCUUCAUGGCAACACGUGGCUUAAUGGCUCUUCUGAGUCUUGUCAGUGGUCUAAAAAAAGCAGCCACCAAUGCAGAGAAAGAUAUGGUGAAGUUAUGCUUUGCCUAUUUUGGGAUUGUCCCAACAGGUGACAGUUGCCAGGUGUCUCAAAAUGAAGCUGAACCCAUUAUCAAGUUUUUGUUAGACAAGCCAAGUCUAAAGGAGAAGAAGGCAAAAGAUGAUUUCUCAGUAAGCACAGAGAAAGUAAAAUCAGCUUUGAAGCAGCACUUGUUAAGCAGGUUAUGCUUUAUCGCCCGUGAGUUACUGAGCAAGAAGUACCCUCAUAUUUGUAUGAAGUUCAUUGCCGGAUUGAACUGUGAAGAUGAAACCUGUGAGGGUUACCACAGGUCCUUGCUGCGUCAUGAAGCAAAGACAAUAUUUCAGUGUAAAAUGCAUCUGGUGGCAAUAAAUGGACUGUUGUUGGAAGCCACACGCACUUUCCCUAAAGAGUUACUGAAUCAGUGCAAAAACUUUGAGGACAUUUUGACUUUUGACAAAUAUGCGUCAUGUAAAGCCCUCCUAGGAAUGUUUUUUCCUAAUCAUUUUCAUUUGAGAAUACUGUCUGAGAACCCAAAAGCAUGCAAAGAAAUAUUGCAAUUCAGUAGUGUUAUUUCCAAACCUUGUAGAGCAAUGUUGAGGAAGUACAUCACAUUUAAGUUUAAUAAUGAAAACAUUGCUGCCAGAAGAGAAUCAACUGACUUGUGGCUAAGUGCCAUGAAGAUCCUGAUCUUAUCUUCAGGAUAUCCUGAAGAAUUUGAGAAACUUCUUUUUAAAGAAGAGGAUAAUUAUAACAAAGAGCUAAUGUUUGCUUUGGCAAAGGCAAAAAGUUCCCCAGAGAAUAAAGGCCAGGGAGAAAAGACCAAAGGAAUAGAGGGCAGACAUGGUAUGUUGCUACCUGACAAAAAUGCUGAAAAUGCAGGAAGAACACACUUAUGCUUCAUUCGACUUCUUGAAAAUUCACUUGAGCAAUUCUAUGUUCAUAAGAAUCCGGAAAACUGUAAAAGAUUUUUUUUCCGUUUCAUGAAUGUCCUGAUCAAGAAAUGCACAAGGUACCUGAUUCCAAGUAUAGGAAAUACUGUGAUGUUGCUGGAAUUCCAGUAUAUUCUAUGUUCUGCUGUCCUGAUGCGUCUUGCCAAGAACAUUACUCUCUGCCUUCCAAAGAGUUACAUUGCUCUCCUUCAUUACUGGGAGUUUUUGUUCAGACACAAGGACCAUUACAAAGAACUUAAAGACACAUUUUCUAUUAUACAGGAGUAUAGACCAAAAGACACAAAUUUAGCCAUAUACUAUUUCAGAUCUCAUCUCUCUUAUCUAGGAGAAGUCUUGUGUGGUGUUCAUGGAAGGUUCAAUGUCCUCCUGGAUGCAUUCAGGGAUCCCAACUGCAUAACUUCAGGGGAGGCUGAGCGGACAGUAGUGCUGUGCUUAGUGAUGUUACUGAAUGCUGACCAGGUGCAGAGUUCUAAAGAUAGAUCCGUCUUGUGCCGCCUCUUUCCUGAAAUCAAGGCAAUGCUGGAAUCAGUGAGAAAAGACACUCCCUCUAAAGUACCUGUAAGAUUGCUGAGGGUCGUGGAACAAGUGGGUUAUGCUACACAUGUGAGAGAAGUUGCUGCAGGUCUGCAAGAGCUGCUGACAGAGCGAGAUGAAGAGCACUUGGUUGACUGUCACUGGACAUGGGACACUGCCUACACUCAGGGGCAUCCACCCAUACGGGGCAUCCAGUUUGAACGCGUAAACCUUGACAGGUUUAUAACCUCUUUGGAUGAAACAGAAUAUGCUGAUGAGCUGGAAGAGGAAUUUGAAGAGGUUCAUUGCUUAGAGGACCAAAAGGAUCUCCUGGAAGUCAUUGCUCUCAGCAAGCAACAGAAGCAAGAACAGAAAGCAUCUGCUCAACGCCAGCUGUAUCGUGUGUUCCAUUUUAUUUCCCUAUAUGUGAAGUGGAAAAGGAAGGCCCACUCCAGAGUUCAUCCUGUUGGAGUGAAAGAAGAGGAAUUUUUAUCAGAGGUAUUCAAAAGAGCAGAUAUUGACCAAACCCAGUGUGACCUCUGUGGAGUCAGAUUCAUUCAAAGCUCUGAGAACUAUUUCAGCCGGUCAGAAAGCCUGGAGGCAGACACUUCUGAACCUCUGACACCAACAGAGAAUGGUGUGGAAGAAAAGUUGCAUGCAGAAGGAAAUGCAAUUUCUGUGGCUAGUGAGGCCUAUAUGGAGCACAGAAACACAGAAGAACACACAAAAAACCAUACUGCCUACAGGCACUAUGCUGAGUUUUUCAGAAGAAAGAUAGAUCCAAAAAUACAUGAUGGACUGGAACUAGUGGAGGCCAUUACAGAAAGGGAUUACACCCGAGACCAUUUAGCAUAUAAAGAAGGUUCCAACUUACGCAAGAGGAAAAUCAAAGAGAAUAUUAAAAAAAUUUCAGAUGCAGUAGAGGAAAUCUAUGAGAAAAAAGCCUGGGCUAAAGCUGAAGAAGUAAUGACCAUGCAUGCCCACAAAUUGGUGGACACCAUUGAUGAUGCUUGUAAGUGGCUGAAGCAAAUGGACUCUCACAGGAUAACAGAAGAAGGCUUGGUACACGACAAAGACUUGGAAAAUGAAGUGGAAGAUGCAAUUAUGGCUUUUGAAGAACUUGUCCAUAAAAAACGCUCAAGGAAAAAAGGAAGACAUGGGAAACUAUAAACUGAAGAAUUAUUCCAGAUGGCUAUUUUAUCCUCUUAACAAUCUAAGUUUAGAAUGAAAUUUUCUUUUUAAAAAUAGAGGGAUGGGAUCAGAAAUCAGAAGAGUCUGAAGAAAAAGAGCAAUUUAUGCCGUGUUUUAAUUUGGGUUUUUUUAAUUGCUUGUAUUGUGUCAAAAUAAUUACCUAUGUCAUUUUAAUGUAAUUGUUAAAAUCUAUGACUGGACCAAUUUCCUUUCAAACCUGUGUGAUAGUGUAAAAGUAACAAAAGCCAAAGAAACAAGCAAGUAGAAAAAUAUUAAUGUUCUGACUUAUCUCAGGGGUAUUUUUCCACUUUUUUUUUCUUUUUUUUCUUCUUCAUUGUAAACUUUUGUCAUCAUUCUUCUGAGCUGGAAUCCUCAGAAAAAUAGGUUGAUAAUUUUUCUGAUUUAAGAGUCUUAGUAUGUUUAGAACUUUUUGAGUCAUCAGAUGAGAUAUUUACAGCAUCCCUCUUUUCUAUUUUUAUAGACAAGAAGGCACUAAACACAUUCAUAUUUCUGACAGUGUAUAUAUUCUUUUGAUCAGAUAGCUAUGAAAGUUAGGGGUUGAUCUUUGUUUAAUAGAGUUCUGAUAUAAACUUCUACCUGUACGUAUUGAAAAAAUAGAUAAUCUUAAAGAAUGUUACAUAUUUUAAGUGCUUUGUAAGAUUUGAUUUUAAGGCUUAAUUUGAUACAUUUUUCUAAUGUAUACUGUUUUUAUCAAACCUGUAAAAUUUUUUAAAUCACUUGGUCUUGUCUUAUUUUUUGAAUGCUUUCUGAAAGCUGUAUGUGACUGCAUGAGUGAGAUUUGUAAAUUGGGUCCAGAGUAUGUUUGUUCUGAUGGGAUCUCAGUGUGUCCAGCAUAUUGUACUGUCCUGGUUUUGACUGGGAUAGAGCUAAUUUUCUUCUUAGUAGGUGUAUAGUGCUGUGUACUUGAAUUUAGGAUGAGAAUAAUGUUGACAACAAUCUGAUGUUCUGGUUGUUGCUGAGCAGAUAUUACUGUAGAUCAAACACUUUUAAGUUUCCCAUGGUCUGCUAGAGAGCAGGUGCACAAGAAGCUGAGAGGGAGUAUAGCCAGGACAGCUGACCCCAGCUGACCAAAAGGACAUUCCUUACCAUAAAAUAUCUUCUCAGCACAUAAACUGGGAGGAGGUGGACCGGGGGGGAUGAUCACUUCUGGAGAGGGGCUGAGCAUC